GUCAUCUCCAUCGCGAUCCUCUAGCGUAGUUGGACUCCAUUCCCUAGGAGAGACUACGGAUCGGAUUUUCACAUCAACGGAAGGAGCUUUAAUUCCCGGAGAUGGGACUGGGACGACGACGAACGUACAAAUUGCAACUAAUAAUUUGUUGAUUGGCGAACACGAACUACAGCAGCAGAAUUCACCGCCAAGCGUACGGUCUUUUGACUCAAGAUCAGGCUUUUCUGAUGACAGUGAUACAGACGGUAGCGCCAGUGAUAGCUUUAACUUUGGACAGAUAAUGAAGCCCCAGCCAAGAACAACCACAGGAGGUACAGGAGUCGCCACUCAGAGGAAUACAGCCACCAUUCUUAAGGCUACCGCAGACUAGGCUUCCUUUUCAAGUCUCAUUCUACCUUGGCUUCCUUUUCAACUAGUACGCGGAACGAAAGAGAGAGACCAAGGAUGCUAAUGCGGUUGUAGCUCUAACAUUCUCGCAGCGGCAAGCUCUACAGCGAGGAAUAUCAUCGCUAGUGAUGGUAUCGUAAUUAGUGCAGCGAGCCGAAAAAUCGGAGAAAAUCUGAAUGCUCAAUUUAAGGCAUAACAAGCACACAAAUUAUCCAUCUUUCUGCUUCCAGAGCAACGUCUUGGUCCUCCCGUUUUCAAUCAAAGGAAGUCCCUUGAAAGGGGACGACCAAGUAAGAUGCAUCUGAAAUGCUCCUGCUUUCUGAUUAGCUGAAAUGCUCCUGAUUUCUGUUCGGUCUAACAGUCCUGCGGUGGUGAGUCCAGCAUCCUCUGGCGGUCGUACCGAGACCAUGGAUAUAGAACCUCCUCCAUCUGGAAGUUGUAUGAAGAGUGGUCUCAAGCGCGGAGCAGCUUCUCAACAAAGCAUUUUCAGUGGAACAAUCUCUGAUCCAAGGAAUAUUGCUGAGGUUGGAACGGACCAAGUAGUCUUUGCACCUGGAGACGUACUAGCAUCUAUUAAGGGUUAACCAAUUACAUCCCCCACAACCAUUCCUCACUCUUUUUCCAGUAGGAAAGAGGUGAGGGAUGUUCUGAAGAAUGUAAUUCUGCAACCUCUAAAUCUAACACCAAUUCCAAAGUAGAAGUGGGUCCUCGAGAGGACAGAAGAAAAAGGCCACGGGUACUUCCGGUCAGAGACUUGUUAAGGGUUUGUUCCACCUUUCCACUACCUCCGUUCUUGACCUUUUAUUCCAUUCUGGGAAGGAAAAUUAAUAAGUCAACAGGCUCAGGACGAGGGAUGUUGUUAAUUGUUCUGAAAAGAAUGCAAUCAAAAUCAUGGGGGAACAUGACCGAUGUUGUUAAUUCUAAAAAGAAUGCAAUCAAAAUCAUGGGUGAAUAUCUAAAGACAUCUUCUUCUAAAGUUGAAUCGGAUGAGCGAUAUGCAACGACGGCGCGUUCAAUUUCGACCCUCAUUGCCUGCGUAUCUAGCACGCGGGGACUAUCAAAUACUAGAACUGGACAGAGCAGGAGUAUGUUCUGAAGCGAAAUUUCUUCAAAAACUAUUUCCGUUGACGCACACUACUCUGAAACCAGUCCGAUUGGAGCCUCUACAAGAGCACCAGCCAGUUGUGCGAGCGAAGUCCGGCGAAGCUGCCUCGUUGGGUGGAAGUACUUCUAUGGACCCUUGUUCCACCAUAACGACUGUUACGGCUACCGCUGAAGCAUAUCCUCAGGGCCAUCCUUUGGGCUUCUUUUCCAGCAGGGGAGGGUUUAGGGCUCAGGGAUCCGCUCAAGGAUGCGACGCGGUAGCUCUAAGACUGGGGGAGGACAACUUUUUUCAGUGCCCUCUGGUAGUAACGUCGUCAAUUUGAAUGCACCAGCACCAAUGGCCUCAUCUAGCACGUCGCAUCAAUACGGAUGUUUCCUCGGAGGUUCAACUACCGGAGGCAAUGCUGGACAAUUUUGCAACAGUAGAUUCUCUCUGUCUCCACCAAGUGGUCAUGGACAAGCAGGUGUACAACUACAACAAGGAGGACAUCAUCCGAACAUGUUGGGUUCCUUAGGAGCGGCUACAGCUUCAUCCUCCUCGUCGCAAUUCGUGCUGCCACCAUCCAACACUCUGCCUCUGCGAAGUGCAACGUCAGAGGGGUCUCGUCAACCGAGUCCACGAGGUGGAGCUUCUAUGGCUCGGGGAUGCUCAAAGCCUCUGAAUCUAGGAGUGGUUUGCUUAGGCCGUGAAGCUCCUGGCAUGCACAACGUAAUUUGGGGAGCCUUCGAGUUCUUGAAAGACUAUAAUGCUUCGAGGAACUAUAGGGAACCGCAACCUGUCUAUGCUGCUUCGACAUCGACAGGUCCUCUUCCAACUCCAGAAGGUGGCGUUUAUUUUGACAAAACAGACGGAUUAGAAGGUCAAGUAGACACGACUUGCACUACAUCAACCAGUCGUGGAGGAAAAUUAUACGGUUUUGUCGGAGGUGGUCGCGGUCUACUGGAAAAUCGCUAUAUCGAGAUCGACGAAGCACGCUUGACAGCCUAUGUAAACCAAGGUGGCAUGGAUUUGUUGCAACGCACAGACCACAUCUGCGUCACGAGAACAGAGGAACAACUGGUGAAAAUCUUAAGGCUUCCCCUAGAAGGAAGAACCUCUGGAGGCCUUCUUGUGUCUCAGCUACCUUCAUUAUCUUGACAGAAGUGAAGUCCCCUAGUGACCUAGUUGUAUCAGAUUGAUAUUAAAGACUUAUUUGUCGAUAGAAGAUAGCCUUUUCUUUUUCUAUAUUCAGAAGCAUCCGUGUGGGUCGUACCUUUCAAAGGAGGUAAAAAUACCACUCAAAGAAAGAGGGAGAGCCUUGUUCCAUAAGGGAAAACAAGACACAUGAUCCCAGGAUGGAUUCAUUGGGCAAGUCCGUGAGCUCUAAAAAUCGUAGAAACCUUGACGAGCUUAGACAUUGGCGGGCUCUUGAUCAUCGGCAGCGCACACAGCCACGCAAGCACAGCGUUACUGAGUGAAUACUUUUUGGAGAAUCACCUGCCAAUAUCCGUUGUCGGCAUCCCUGCGUCGACAGAGAACGAUUUGCCAAUCAUCGAACAGUGUUUGGGCUACGACACUGCAGUGAAAGUUUUUUCGUCGAUUAUCUUAAGGCCAUAACAUAUCACAAUGGGACAAGUAUCCAUUAUACUAUUUAGAACACGACAGCUUCCACUGAAAGACUAUUAACUUGGCUCUAUUGUUAUAUUUUUUUGUCCAAAGAAACUGAAGGAUCUUGGUCUUCUUCGGUUCAAAACACCAUGCAUUAUACUAAAUAGAACACGAAGAUCAUGCAUCGCUGUGGUAGCAAGCUCUAAUCGCCGGCAACUUAGGCACACACGCAGCCUCGACACGUAAACAUUGGUACUUCUUGAGGGUCGCUGGGAGGUCGCCGUCUAAGAUCCUAGCUGCGUGUUGCCGUCAAACGCAUCCUAGUAUCAUCGUUUCCGCAGAUGAAGUAGAGCAGAAGCACUUGUCCUUGGCAGACGUCACGAAUUCAAUCUGCGAUGUUAUAGAACAGAGAGCGGAUAGGAAUUGGAACUUUACGGGGCGUAGAUUCUUGAGAAUAUGUUAUUCCUUUCAACACAGGCGCUUCUGAUAAAUGUAUUAUCCUUCCCUUCCUAUCUCCUGCAUGCAAUCACUAAGGAUAUUGUGAGCACGGGUCAGACAUGACUAUACUGCUAGAUAACAGGUCUUAGAUUUCCAUCUUCCCCUUCCACUAUCCCUUUUCCGACACAGCUUCAUACCCAACGGCGUCGUCCUGAUCCCUGAUGGCUUACUUCCGCGUAUUCCCGAGAUGCGACAGGUCUUGCAGGAGGUCAACGAGGUUUAUAAAACCGUAAAGCGCAGUAAAAUUCCUAAAGUCAGCGACCUGCUUUGCUACCUCAGUCCCCUGUCGCAAGGCGUCUUCAGCAACUUGCCUGAGACCAUACAGCAGCAAAUACAUUUUUCUGGUGUCAAACAUGUUGACGUGACAUCAAUCGAGGCCGAAGGCUUAUUGCGAGGUCUCGUUGAGUCGGAGCUCAGUCGCAGGAAAGGCCUUGGUCAAUUUCGGGGUGGGGGGUUUCAGUGUCAUACGCAUUCCCUAUGUUUUCAAGCUCGCUCAGCUCUACCGACAAAUUUUGACUGUGAUCUUGGUUACACCAUGGGCUAUGGCGCCAGCAUUUUUCUGUCCCAAAGCUACACUGGGUUACUGUUAAACGUCGAGAACACCAGCGGACCCGUUGAUUCUUUUAUGACAAAAUGAGAAUAGCGAUAACCCCAGCGUUACUACCAUAAAAGAAAAAGUGUAAGUUUCUUUGACUCCAAGUAGACCUACUUCUACGUCGAGAUUAUCAUUGAUUGAGUGAGCUAGCUGUGGUCUCCUCGUCUGGACAACGUGCUGAACAAGUUCAAGAUCAGGGGUUUGUGGCAACUACUUUCAAUACAUACAUUAUCAACCACCUACAACUACCUCUAAUCCUUGGGGCGUCUCAGGCGUAUUAUUGUCCUCUAUUGUGACGAUUCGGGAAACCAACAUCGGUGUGCGUCGAGUGGAGAACGCAGAACGCUCUUACGCAGUUUCCAUCGAUGGUACUGGUUCUAGUCGUGAUGGUGCAGCAGCAGACUUGGUCGCGGACUCUCAAUUUUAAGGGUUUCCACCUUGCAUCGUGCACUGUACUAUUCGUAAAGUUUAUUUUCUAAUAGGAAAGACUAUUUCUCUUCGAAGUUACUUGAUGAGAUCUACAAUAAAACUAAUGGUUGUUCCUUUUUAAUAGUUAAUGUUUAAAUCAGUUUGAUAAUUCCUUUUUGAUAAGUUAAUAACUAUCAAAAAGAUGGCGUCUUCCAAGAUGAUGUGAAGAAUGCAAAUUGAAGUCUAGGCAAUAUGGGAACCUUUAACAAAUGCCACCCCCCGUCGAGCGGGAACCUGUGAACCCUGGCCCAGUGCAGUUUAGUGGGCCUCUGGCAGAACCUUACUACGAUAGGGAAAAUGCGCAACACGCGGAGAACUUGGCUGCCGUAUCGAAGCUGUGCAAAGAGGUGAAACUACUGUUAUGGUCAGCAUGCAUCUCGAUCUUUCUCAGCAUCUUGAUGGUAGCUCCCUUUUAGAAAGGAAAAGGAAAAGGAGGGUAGCAUAAAAUAGAAAGGAAAAGGCACCAAGGUGGGGGGACCCAGAUGGUGGAUGCAAGCACACGCUAAUACUAGCUUCAGCGAACUGCCGAGUGGAGGUACUAGAUGGCGUUUGUGGCUUGUUGAAAAGUUCAUUGGAUCUGAUUAAAGCCACAAGUGCGUCAAACACAUUAUUCACAGCGGCUGCGAGAGGAGCGUCGUUGAGACGAGCUAGAUAAGUUUGAUAGAAAGACUCUUGUUCUUUACUCUUUUUUGAAUCGACAUUAACCCACUAUAAUCAAGUUCUUCAUUCGUGUAGGUUGUCCUGUUGUAACUCAGAAAUCAACCUAAGAAAGAACAAGUUCAGAUGAUAGCGUUAGCGAUGUAUCAAACAGCAGCAGCACAGUUUCUAUGUACCUCUAGAAACUGAUAAAUCCAUAUUAGAAACAAGUUGAAAGUUAAGAUACAUCCGAUAGAACAGACUUCCUUGGCGUCAGCAGC
Messenger RNA from Amoebophrya sp. A25, 5557 nucleotides. NCBI's taxonomy places the organism in Eukaryota, Dinophyceae, Syndiniales, Amoebophryaceae. The record is from the annotation of a GenBank genome assembly.